AUGGCUGGAACGAGAUAUCACAUUGGUGAGAGAACUGAGGCUACUGGAAGCACCACUCCUGCUAUUGCAAAGGGGUUUGCCAUUGGAUCAGCAGCAUUGCUGUCAUUGCCUCUAUUUGGUGCCUUUCUGUGUCCUUUCUCUUCCAUGACCAUGAAGAGUGUGGGAAGUACAACUUUAAAGAUGGUUGAUGAGGUUCGGAAACAGUUCAACACCAUUUCUGGUCUCAUGGAGGGUCAUGCCGAACUCGAUUAUGCUACAUAUGUCAAAUUUUCAAUCGAUGCCUCUAUUAAGUAG
Hibiscus syriacus is the source of this 294-nucleotide messenger RNA. Its product is annotated as pyrophosphate-energized vacuolar membrane proton pump-like. Bases 1 to 294 code for a protein of 97 amino acids. Gene Ontology annotation, molecular function: diphosphate hydrolysis-driven proton transmembrane transporter activity; inorganic diphosphate phosphatase activity. Gene Ontology annotation, biological process: proton transmembrane transport. Gene Ontology annotation, cellular component: membrane. Lineage: Eukaryota; Viridiplantae; Streptophyta; Magnoliopsida; Malvales; Malvaceae. The record is from RefSeq and is a predicted model, not a curated record. The transcript has 2 exons.